Penicillium pulvis is the source of this 1524-nucleotide messenger RNA. RefSeq lists its product as uncharacterized. The record is from RefSeq and is a predicted model, not a curated record. Bases 1 to 1524 code for a protein of 507 amino acids. The transcript is spliced from 3 exons. NCBI's taxonomy places the organism in Eukaryota, Fungi, Ascomycota, Eurotiomycetes, Eurotiales, Aspergillaceae.
AUGGCAGUUCUUGACCCCAAGACCAGCAAAGUGUCUCCACUCAACGAAGAAUUUGCAAAAUUAGUUCAAUCAACUUUGAAAAAAUGGCAUAUUCAAGGAGUGGCCAUUGCUGUGAUUGAUGGGGAUGAAACAUGGACUGAGGGAUAUGGAGUUGCUGCGUUUCCUGAUACUCCAGUUACCCCCGACACUUUGUUCUAUACAGGCAGCACGUCAAAGUCUUUCACUGCAUCCGCGGCUUCAUUGCUGGUCGAUGAUAAGGAGAAACACCCCAACAUCAAGUGGACAACCCCACUAAGCGAACUCAUCCGCGACGACUUCGUUGUGCAAGAUGAGUAUGCAACAUCCCAUAUCACACUGGAGGAUGCACUCUCCCACAGAACCGGAUUACCCGGACACAUGAUCUCACUAGGUCGCGAAGGCACAGUCCGCGACGUAGUCCGAAGCCUCCGUCAUUUCCCAAUGGACAAAGAAAUCCGAACAACCUGGCAAUAUUCCAAUGCCAUGUUCAUCACCGUAGCACACGCAAUUGAAACCGUCACCGGCGAAUGGCUAGGUGACUUCCUCCGCAAGAACAUCUGGACACCCCUGGGAAUGAACUCGACUUUCUUCUCCCUUGAAGACGCUAAGGCCUACGCCGCCUCGCACAAAGAAGUGACGCUAGCAAAAGCGUACGGCUCGACUGCGGCUUCGUCCGAGCCAACCGAGAUUCCAUAUUGCGAGGGAACUCUUAGUGGCGCUGGUGCUGUGAUUUCAUCCGUCCGUGAUUACGCCACGUACAUUCGGUCGAUGAUUCGACAGGCGGGUCCGCUUUCUAAAUCCGGAUACGAAGAGCUUAUGAAGCCUCGCGCGUUUGUGCCUCAGAUGCUGCCACAGAUUACGCAGCAGAGCUUUUACUCGCUUGGGUUGAUAAUGUCCACUUAUCGAGGUGAAAGUAUCGUUUUUCAUCCCGGUGGCUUGGACGGUAUGACGGCUACCAUGAUAUUCUUCCCGAAAAGAGAUUGGGGCGUUGCUGUCUUCUCCAAUGCGACUGGCCCGGGCCGUGAAGUCCUUGCGUGGCAUUUAAUUGAUGAUCUACUAAGUGUCCCGAAGGAAGAACGUAUCGAUAUCUAUGACCUAAAACAAAAGAAGAUUGCCAAAAUCGAAGAAAUGCGCUUGACGGCUCGCGAGCGUCUAUACCCCUCUGCACCUUCGCCUGGUUUAUCACACGCGCUGCCAUUGCAAGAAUAUGCGGGAAAAUACACGCACCCCGCCUAUCCGGACUUCAUAAUCAGUCUACGAGGUGACGAAGAUUCGGGACUGCACGUUGCUCUAUCAGGAAGUUUGAAUGUCACCAUGAACCUGAAACACGUAUCUGGUGAAUAUUUUGUGGCAGAGAUUUUCGAGUACAUGUGUGUUCCCGAGCCAUCGGCUAUCGUGAAGGCUGAGUUUCAUAUCAGUGUUGCGGGGCAAGUAGAUAGAUUUGGCGUCAUUGCUGAUUUCUCGGAUAUGCCUGAUACUACGAUCUGGUUUGAUAGGGUUCUGUGA